Messenger RNA from Alternaria metachromatica, 1608 nucleotides. RefSeq lists its product as uncharacterized. Gene Ontology annotation, molecular function: transmembrane transporter activity. The transcript is spliced from 4 exons. The record is from RefSeq and is a predicted model, not a curated record. Gene Ontology annotation, biological process: transmembrane transport. NCBI's taxonomy places the organism in Eukaryota, Fungi, Ascomycota, Dothideomycetes, Pleosporales, Pleosporaceae. Bases 1 to 1608 code for a protein of 535 amino acids.
AUGACCGUUGGCGCAGACUCCGCUGACACGGCCCCUGUGCCAGGCACUGUGCAUCUGGUGGAUUUGGAUCAUAGCAUUCAAGCUCGACAUGCAGGUAAUGGGGACAUUAUCCUCAACCCAGCGCCAUCGAGUGAUCCUGAUGAUCCGCUAAAUUGGUCUCCGCGCCGCAAGCUCACCUCGACGAUAUGUACCAACCUAUACACCUGGAUGACUGGUAUCGCCGUGUCGACAGUGUAUUCCGUCUUAGUACCACUAUCGGAAGCCUCAGGCGUAUCUGUGUCAACGCUGAACGAGGGCACUGGAUACAUGUUUCUGUUCCUCGGUUGGGGUCUUCUCUUCUGGCAACCUUUCGCGCUGCGAUACGGCAAACGUCUUACUUUCCUCAUAUCAGUCGUCGGUGCCAUUGGAUGCAGUAUCUGGAGUGCAUACGUCAAAAGCAACGGCGAGUGGAUAGCUCGAUGUAUCGUCAUGGGCUUCUUCGUCGCACCAGUGGAAGCUCUACCCGAAAUCUCCGUGACCGAUGUUUACUUCACCCAUCAGCGUGGGAAAUACAUGGGGUUCUAUGCGUUCUCAUUGGCCGGUAGCAACUACUUUGCUCCCAUCAUCUCCGGCUUCAUUGCGGAAGGGCAAGGGUGGCAGUGGGUCUUUUACUGGCCGGCAAUCUUCCUGACCGUUUCGCUAAUCAUCAUGUUCCUAUUCAUGGAGGAGACCAACUAUACAAGAAAGAUUGAGGGAGUCGCCGUCACAGCCGAGUCUCCGCAGAGAGACCCAUCCAAGGUCGUGGAUCAAGAGAAGGCCGACACGACGACUUCGCAAUCCACUGCGAGCGAUGAUAUGCGAGUAUCAACAAAGACCUUCACGCAAAAGCUAUCAAUCUGGCAACCGUCCCCGGGAUCAAACGUCUUCGAGCGCGCAAAACGUAGUCUCAUGUACUUGAGCUGGCCCGUCAUCUUUUACGCAGGGUUCAGCUACGGCUCUUACCUCAUUUGGUUCAACGUCUUGAACGCCACUGCUUCGAUCAUCCUCGGCGGCCCAGGGUACAACUUCAAGCCUUCCAUGGUCGGUCUAAGUUACGUCUCUUGCUGCAUUGGCGUCAUUGCUGGAGCACUCUUCUCAGGACGAUUCAGCGACUGGUUGACCAUCAAAUUGGCGCGCCGAAACAACGGCGUCAUGGAGGCUGAACAUCGAUUAUGGCCAUUUGCAGUAUGUUUGGUGAUGGUCCCGGCAUUCUUGAUACUCUGGGGUGUUGGUGCUGCCCAUGGCGUACACUGGUUUGGACUCGUCUUUGCAAUGGGUUGUGUCGCUUUUACUUCAUCAGUCGGCGUCACCAUCAGCGUAAACUACAUGAUCGACAGCUACCACGACAUAAGUGGCGAUGCGAUCGUGACGGUUAUAUUGAUUCGCAACACCAUGUCGUUUGCAAUCAGCUACGGCAUUACCCCGUGGCUGACAGACUUGGGCUACCAGAACUGUUUCAUAUCUGCAGCCUUCGUUGGCAUGGCUGCAUCGGCAGUAUUUCUCGUAAUGAUCAAGUACGGCAAGGGCAUGCGCGUUAAAAGCAGUAGCAGGUACUACAGUAUCGUGGAUGCCGACAAGGCGAUGACCUAG